Messenger RNA from Dothidotthia symphoricarpi CBS 119687, 894 nucleotides. Its product is annotated as cytosolic Fe-S cluster assembling factor NBP35. Gene Ontology annotation, biological process: iron-sulfur cluster assembly; mitochondrial respiratory chain complex I assembly. The transcript is spliced from 4 exons. Bases 1 to 894 code for a protein of 297 amino acids. NCBI's taxonomy places the organism in Eukaryota, Fungi, Ascomycota, Dothideomycetes, Pleosporales, Dothidotthiaceae. Gene Ontology annotation, molecular function: ATP binding; 4 iron, 4 sulfur cluster binding; ATP-dependent FeS chaperone activity. Gene Ontology annotation, cellular component: mitochondrion. The record is from RefSeq and is a predicted model, not a curated record.
AUGCUGAAACCACGACUCUUUUCUACGCUGCGGUGUUUGCAACAUGAAAAUCCUUUGGGUCUCCCGCGCAGCGGUGCGCCUCCCCAAAUGCCGCGCAUGCAGCGGGGACUGCCACAGAAGAGACGCAUAAAGGAUGUCAAGAAGAUAAUCGCUGUGUCGUCAGCAAAGGGUGGCGUGGGGAAGAGUACAAUUGCUGUGAACCUCGCCCUCAGCUUUGCCCGUCGCGGCUACAAAGCAGGCGUCCUCGACACCGACAUCUUCGGCCCGUCCAUACCAACACUGUUGAAUCUCUCCGGUGAACCACGACUAUCUGCCAAUAAUCAGCUGCUUCCUCUCUCAAACUACGGUCUCAAGUCCAUGUCGAUGGGCUACCUGAUCCCCGAAUCUUCACCCGUCGCGUGGCGCGGCCUGAUGGUCAUGAAAGCCCUACAACAGCUGCUCCACGAAGUAGACUGGGGCGGUCUCGACGUACUGGUUCUGGACAUGCCGCCUGGCACCGGCGAUGUACAGCUCACCAUCACCCAGCAGCUGAUUCUCGACGGCGCAAUCAUCGUGUCCACACCGCAGGAUCUGUCGCUCAAGGACGCCGUGAAAGGCGUCGAAUUGUUCAAGAAAGUGGACGUGAACCUGCUAGGCUUGGUGUGCAACAUGGCGGGCUUCAAAUGCCCGGGUUGCGGAGGUGUACAUGAAGUGUUUGGAAAUAUGGACAAGAUCAGGGCCAUGUGUGGGAAAUAUGACUUGGACAUGUUGGGUGAAAUACCACUGCAUCCAAGCAUAUCUCACGACGCUGAUCGAGGGAAGCCGACUGUUGUUGCAGAACCCGAAGGCGAUCGCGCGAUGUUGUUCAGUAAGAUCGCGCAGACUGUCGAAGAAAUGAUUGGAUUGCAGAAGUAG